This is a messenger RNA of Tinamus guttatus (white-throated tinamou), 1767 nucleotides long. The record is from RefSeq and is a predicted model, not a curated record. Lineage: Eukaryota; Metazoa; Chordata; Aves; Tinamiformes; Tinamidae.
GGGCCGUUGCAGGUGUCGGCAGCGCUGCGGGAAGGCCGCGUGGGCGCCGGGGAGCUCUGCCAGCGCUGCCUGGCCCGCGUCAGAGGCACCGGCCUCCUCAACGCCUACAUCAGCGUGGCGGAGGAUGCGGCCCUGCUGGAGGCCGAGGAGGCAGAGAAGAGGUACCGGAGAGGUCAACCACUGGGCGUUCUAGAUGGAAUUCCUGUUGCAGUAAAAGACAACUUUAAUACAGCUGGCAUUGAGACAACGUGUGCAUCAAACAUGCUAAAAGGUUAUAUUUCUCCUUACAAUGCUACAGUAGUACAGAAGUUAUUGGAUCAGGGAGCUGUGCUUUUAGGAAAAACAAACCUAGAUGAAUUUGCAAUGGGAUCUGGGAGUACGGAUGGGGUAUUUGGACCAGUCAGAAACCCCUGGAGCUAUUCGAGACAGUACAAAGAAAAAAAUCCAUCAAAAUCCCAUUCUGAGAAUGAAGAUUCUGAGUGGGUAAUAACAGGAGGAAGUUCAGGAGGCAGUGCUGCUGCCAUAUCAUCUUUCACAUGUUUUGCAGCUUUAGGGUCAGACACAGGAGGAUCUACCAGAAACCCUGCUGCUCAUUGUGGAGUAGUAGGUUUAAAGCCAACAUAUGGACUGAUUUCUCGCCAUGGUCUCAUUCCUUUAGUGAACUCCAUGGACGUGCCAGGAAUCUUAACCAGAUGCGUGGAUGAUGCAGCAGUUGUGUUAGGUUUACUUGCUGGGCAUGAUCCUAAAGAUUCUACUACAAUUCAGGGCGCCUUUAAGCCAUUUGAGAUACCUGAUUCAAUAGACGUCAGAAAGCUCUGCAUAGGAAUUCCUAAGGAAUACCACGUACCAGGGCUUUCUAGUGAAAUUCAGGCACUCUGGUCAAAGGCUACUGACCUUUUUAAGGAUGCAGGUGCUAAAGUAAUUGAAGUGAGUUUACCCCAUACUUCUUACUCAAUUGUCUGCUAUCAUGUGCUGUGCACAGCAGAAGUAGCAUCAAAUAUGGCCAGGUUUGAUGGACUGGAAUAUGGUCAUCGUGCUGCCAUGAAGCAGUCCACAGAAAGCAUGUAUGCUGCCACACGCCGAGAAGGUUUUAAUGAUGUUGUAAGAGGAAGGAUACUAUCAGGAAAUUACUUCUUAUUGAAAGAAAACUAUGAAAAGUACUUUGUCAAGGCACAGAAAGUCAGACGCCUCAUUGCCAAUGACUUUGUGAAGGUUUUUGGAAGUGGUGUUGAUAUUUUGCUCACUCCUACCACUCUGAGCGAUGCAGCACCGUACGUGGAAUUCAUCAAAGAAGACAACAGAACCCGCAGUGCGCAAGAUGAUAUUCUAACACAGGCUGCAAACAUGGCUGGACUGCCAGCCAUAAGUGUUCCUGCAGCUCUUUCGAAGAGAGGUUUGCCACUUGGGCUUCAGUUCAUUGGACGUUCAUUCCAGGAGAAGCAGCUUCUCACUGUGGCCAAAUGGUUUGAAAAACAAGUUAAAUUCCCAGUGAUCCAGCUAGAAGACAUGAAGAGGCAUGACUGCAAUGUCUUUCAGCAUCAGAAAUCUGUUUCUUCUUUGUAAGACAGAUCUUGCUAGUCAGCUAAAACAAGAAAGCUUCAGGGUGGCUCUCUAAAAAUGUGUUUUUGCAGUUAAUUCUAUUCUGCAGAAAUAAUAAUGUAGCUUAAGAAGACCAUAUGCACUAAUGUAGGAUGGAAUCAUAACAGCUUGUUACUGUGUAAUUAAGCUGAAGUGAAUCAUUAAGCAAACAUAUUUGUGUUAUUAAGA